GCCUACAAGCACAACAACCAUCAACGAUGUCAGGCAUGUUGCUCCAUUGCCCACGUGGAUGCAGGACGGCAUUUGUUCUUCGCCUCGCCACAUUGUACAGGAGUGAGAGGACCUGUGGUGCAACAUACAUAAGUCUGAAUAGGUAGGUGGAUAUUUUUAUUUUCGUCUAAUUACUGGUUUGCACAGGUGGUGGGGAAGGGGGAUGGGGCUGACGAGAAUGUGGGUAGAUCAUAAAUGUUACGCGCCAACACCCCUUUACAUCGUCUCCCCCACCAUUUAAUUGGCCAUAUGACCGGGUUGCGCACACCAUGGGCAUGACGGUGAGAGGAGUGAGGCAGAUGGUCCACCACGCCAACACAUCUUCCCUUUCCACACCGGCAACACCAAUUACACCGACCGUCUUUGACAACUUUGCAGUUGGUGCCAUACGGCGUCACAUUCAUUGGAGGUUUGCCGACAAGCAACAUCUCACACUCAGUGUGUUGUCGAUGGAGCUUAAAGCAGAAGGUGUUAUCCCUGAACAUACCUCAGAGACGGCGGUUUGGCGGCUUAUACACACCAUGGGGUUUAAAUACAAGGUAUCUCAGCGAAAGAUGUACGUGAGAAGGGAAUCCCCUGAUGUGGUGUGUCGCCGGAUUGGUGCUCUCCGGGCUCUCCAGCACUACCGGGAGGAAGGGAUGAUGGUGGUUUAUGUGGACGAGACGUGGUUCACCACCAGAAUGGGUCAUAGCAGGGAGUGGGUGGAUACCACACAGGCUGUCACCAGCGCCACCCACAGUCAACAGGUACCACCUGGAGAAGGGGAGCGUUUUGUAGUGGUCGCAGGUGGCACGGCCGGCGGCUUUGUUGAAGGCUCUUAUCUGUGCUACCCGGCCAAGUCCUCCCAGGGUGAUUACCAUGGUGAGAUGAAUGGCGAUCUAUUCCAGCGGUGGCUAACGACCCACCUCCUGCUGUCACUGCCAGAACCCUCUGUACUGGUGCUUGACAAUGCACCUUACCACAGCCAACUGACAGAGGAGAGUCGAUGCCCCACCACAGCCACCAAGAAGGCAGACCUCAUCAGCUGGCUCGAGCACCGCAGUAUAUCCAUCCCACCCGCUGCCGCACGCCAUCAGCUGCUGCUCCUCUGUCAGCAGAACCGCCCAGAGCCCCAGUACAAGAUAGAUAACACCAUUCAUGAGUGGGGCCACCAGGUCGUACGACUGCCACCUGGCCAUCCUGAGCUCAAUGCCAUUGAGCAAGUAUGGGGGUGCAUGAAGAGCCAUGUGCGUUCCUCCCUCCGGCAAUUCACUCGGGCAGACCUGCAGGCCAGGUUAGAAGAGGCCAAGCAGUUAGCAAAUAAGGACGUAUGGUUGGCAGCGGCCAGACAUUCUCAAAACUAUGAAAAAGGGUACUGGAGGUCUGAUAACAUCCAUGAGCCGGUGGGACCCGUAAUCAUCAACGUCGCCAGCGAUGAUGAAAGCGAGGAGGAUGAUGAUGUGUUCCUGGACAGUGACUGCGAUUAAAUCGUGUACUAUCA
Messenger RNA from Scylla paramamosain (green mud crab), 1519 nucleotides. RefSeq lists its product as uncharacterized. The transcript has 2 exons. NCBI's taxonomy places the organism in Eukaryota, Metazoa, Arthropoda, Malacostraca, Decapoda, Portunidae. The record is from RefSeq and is a predicted model, not a curated record. Bases 309 to 1505 code for a protein of 398 amino acids. Gene Ontology annotation, molecular function: nucleic acid binding.